Molecule: messenger RNA, 1059 nt
Organism: Fusarium vanettenii 77-13-4
Lineage: Eukaryota; Fungi; Ascomycota; Sordariomycetes; Hypocreales; Nectriaceae
Exons: 3
Coding region: 1-1059 (352 amino acids)
Source: RefSeq, a predicted model, not a curated record
AUGUCGGAGUCCACGAACCCCGGUCCCAAGAUGCACCCUGACCGGCUGAAAGCAGGGAAAGCUCCGGCUCCCAAGCGCAAGAUCGACAAGAAGCAGAUCAAGGCCGAGAAGCGCAUGAAGAAGCGCACUGCCAGGGCAGAGAAGCGCGCCGCCAAGGCAGCUGCCCAGGAGCUCGAGGGUCCAAAGCCCAAGGUGCCACCUUUGGUCAAGGGACAGGUCAAGAUGCAAAAGAUGAAGAUGCGUGUGGAAAAGCUCGAGAGGGAGGGCCACCAGAAGCUGGCCAAGGCGAAGAAGUUGGCCGCUCAAGUCCAGGCCAUCAUCGAUGCUCAGAAUACCAACCAGUCCGAGUCCAAGCCCGAAGACAAGGAUGAGGAUAUGCUUUCCAUUUCCGGAUCCGAGGCUGAAGAGGCCACUUCUGACAGCUCUGCCGAUAGCGAUGGCGGCGUUGACGUGUCUAAGCAACCCACCGAGGUUCCCCCAGAGGUCCCUGCCGACGAGGUCGUUAUGAAGCACCGCCGAUUGAGCAACGCUGCCUCCGAACGAAGCCACGUUUCCCACGUCGAGACCCCCGCUGAGACGGAGCCCAAGAAGGAGAAGAAAUCAAAGAAGUCAAAGAAGGCCAAGGAGGUUGAGGCGGAGGAAGAGGCUGUCGAGGCCGAGGCCGAUUCUGAGGCUGAAGAACCUGCCGUUUCCGAGAAGAAGUCCAAGAAGGCUGAGAAGAAGCGCAAGCGAGACAGCGAGGUCGCUGACGAAACCUCCACCAAGAAGGAGAAGAAGAAGGGUAAGGGCAAGAAGGAAAAGGAGGAUUCUUCAGCUGACGCCCCGGCUGAACAGUGGCACGUCGAUGAGGUUGAGGGUGGUUCUGCUCGACAGGCCAAGUUCCUCCGGCUUUUGGGAGGAAAGAAGGGUGGUGCUGGCGCUGGCGCACCUGCGACCUCGCAUGCUUCCAAGGGUCAAUCAGAUUCGACCAAGGCCGAAGCUGAGAUCCAGAAGCAAUUCGAAGCCGGCAUGAAGAUGAAGAACGAGGGCGGCAGCAAACGCCGUGGCCUCGGUGCAUAG